CAAGUCGCCAAAUCAGUGUCCGCAUAGACGUCGUUGCGGUUAGUUAGGUUAGUUUGGUUAGUCUACGGUUUACGUACAUACUCUACGUCUUUAUUUUGUGUUUCGUUAUCAUGUGAGUGAGCGUAUGAUGAAUUUGUGAGCAGAAGCAAGGUGAAAAAUCCGAUCACAUGCGUGACAGUGACAAAGGAAUUAAGGCUAAACAUAUCCGUCACGAUUCGUGAUUGUACAACGUAGGCUUCUCUGUUAUUUGGAAAGUUAAAAAGUGAUAUAGCAGGCAAACAAAUCGUGUGUAAGCAGAUAACGCGGGGAGAUUUACGGACAUUUGAAAACUGCAAGAAGAAGAUAACAGAGAACAACACUUGAAGAUAAAUUUUGGAUUAAGAAUUGAAAUAGUGAAGAAAUAUUCUUACAUUUGAGAGAGAAAGAGUAGUACUUAUUUAACGCCACACGGAAGCGUUGAUAAACUCAAUAAAUUAAUCCAUCGCGUUUUCAAUUGUGGAAGUGACAAAUUGUGGCAAUUUAAUGCCCCAUAUAAGAUCCGAUGGAUUCAACGAAAACCAGAUCGAAGCCGAAUCCGAGGGAGAAGGCGAACAUCGUGUCGGUGUUGCUUUGGUGGUGGACAAUUACUUUAUUCAAGACGGGAUAUAGGAAAGCUUUAGAAAUAGAAGAUCUAUUUGAUCCUCUGACAGUCGAUCGGUCGAAACUCCUCGGAGAUCGAUUAGAAAAACGAUGGAAUAUCGAGCUGGAAAACUCGAAAAGGAAGAAACGUAGUCCAAGUCUGUUGAAGACUAUUUUCCACACAUUCAAAUGGGAGUACACUAUGCUCGGAAUAAUACAGUUUUUCAACGAGUUUGUGAUAAGAUUGAGUAUGCCGUUGUUGCUGGGUGGUCUCCUCCGCUACUUUCGAAAGGAUUCUGUAGAGACAUAUGAGAAUGCUCUGUGGUUUGGAGCUGGUAUUUGCAUCGCUACUGGCAUCUACGUGAUAAGUGGCAAUCAGACGAUUUUUGGUGCUUUCCACAUGGGUGCCAAAGUUCGCGUGGCCGUCUGCUCCGUGGUAUACAGAAAGGCGCUCCGUCUGAGCAAAACCGCACUGGGCGAGACAGCACCCGGCAAAGUAGUUAAUCUAGUAGCCAGCGAUGUCAAUAGAUUUGAUCUCGUCUCCUAUCUUAUUCAUUUCAUGUGGUCGGCACCUAUCUCAGCUUUGAUUGUGGCUUAUAUUCUCUAUCGGGAGGUCAGCUACGCCGGUCUCAUCGGCGUCGCUGCUAUCUUUGUAGUCGUACCGAUUCAAUCUUAUACCGGCAAGCUGUCGUCGAAGUUCCGUCUUCAGACUGCUCUCAAGACGGACGAGCGGGUUCGGCUGAUGGAUGAAAUAAUUUCUGGAGUGCAGGUGAUCAAGAUGUACGCAUGGGAGAAGCCGUUCUGCGCCAUGGUUGAGCUGGCGCGGAAGCUCGAAAUUCGAGUGAUUACUAAAAGUUCGUACAUCCGCGGUAUCUACAUGACCUUCAAUCUUUUCACAACUCGGAUGGCGCUCUACUGCACUCUUAUCUCCAUAUUAAUAUUCAACGACGAGCUGACCGCCGACAAGAUCUUCAUCGUCUUAGCCUACUUCAACAUUCUUGCGAACACCAUGACUGGCAUGUUUGUGCGCGGUUUUGCCGAAUUGGCUGAAUGCAUGGUGGCUAUACGUAGGCUGCAAGGCUUUCUCAUGCUAGAGGAAUUCCGGGGUAGUAACGUAGUUAUCUCCAAGGCGUGCUCCGACUGCUCCAAUUCGGAUUUCAAGCGAGUCUUGAAACCGGAUUUGCCUUACAUCGAUGAUGAUGUCGGGGAAAAUCGGCUAGAGUCACGUGAAGAAAAUCCAGAAAAGAAACAAUCAUCCAUACAUGAUAUGAACUGGGAUAUCAACAUGAUUAACGUUACUGCUAAAUGGGAGGAGAGACAAUCGGAGAACACUCUGGAAAAUUUAAAUCUGAAAUUAGAAAAGGGUAAGCUGUACGCGGUGAUUGGUAUGGUGGGCAGCGGCAAGAGCUCGUUCUUGUCCGCGAUUCUGGGAGAAAUCACCCUGACGGAAGGUCAAGUAAAAGUCAACGGUAGCGUCAGUUACGCUAGCCAGGAAGCCUGGGUCUUUGGUGCCACUGUCCGACAAAAUAUACUUUUUGGACAGUCUUACGACCGCCAACGGUACCACAAGGUGAUCAAAGCUUGCGCCUUGAUACGCGACUUUCAGCAGUUCCCGCAAGGUGAUCAGACUGUUGUGGGUGAACGUGGCAGCUCACUAUCUGGUGGUCAGAAGGCCAGGGUCAAUUUGGCCAGAGCUCUGUACAGGCAGUCAGACAUCUUUUUGUUGGAUGAUCCUUUGAGCGCAGUUGAUGCACAUGUCAGCAAGCACCUGUUUCAAGAGUGCAUUCAGAGAUACCUGGCUGGUAAAACGAGAAUCUUGGCAACGCAUCAAUUACAGUAUAUAAAGGGAGUGGAUGCCAUUAUACUGCUCGAGCAGGGAAAAAUAAAAUAUUUCUCACAUUAUCAAGACUUAUUGGAAUAUCGACCUGAGUACUCCAUACUUCUGGCAACUGAGAAUGAAGCAAUCGAUGAUUCGUCCGUAGAAAAGAGUGUAAACAUACAACGACAGUUUUCUUCUUUGAGUAUUAGAAGUCGAACUCCAGAAGUCAACAGCGGCACUGACGACGAAGAGGAAGACGAAGAUGCCAAAAAAUUGAAUGACGGUCUGGAGACAACAUCGCGUGGCAUCGUUAAAGGUUCUAUAUUUAUCAAAUUCUUCAAAACCGGUGGCAACUUAUGUAUGGCUUUUAUCGUUCUGCUUUUGCUCCUUGUUACGCAAGCCAUCGUCAGUUUCAGCGACUACUUUGUGCCUUUCUUAGUUAAUUUUAUUGAAGCACAAAACUUUCAAGCCAAAGAUCUUAACAUGAACCAAACGGACGACAUUUAUAUGAACAUGACAAACAUACAUGAUCAUAUUGCCAUUGAAGAUCCAACGGUGAUUAAUUACCUCUACAUCUACACUGGUAUCGUGUUUGCCAUUUUCAUCAUCGGCAUCACCAGAUCGCUGGUCUUUUACAAGACAUGCAUGAUGUGCAGCCAGCGUCUGCACGAUAUGAUGUUCAGUGCGUUAAUUCGUACGGAAAUGCGAUUCUUUGAUACUAAUCCGAGCGGCAGGAUCCUCAAUCGAUUUUCGAAAGACAUGGGUGCUGUAGACGAAUUAUUGCCUAAAGCGAUCCUGGACUCUGGCCAGAUGACCAUGCUGAUGUUUGGGUCGCUGGUAGUGACCUGCGUGGUUAAUCCCAUCUUUCUGAUACCCACCGUCAUUAUCGGUGGGAUAUUCUAUUGGAUCCGCAAGGUGUAUCUCAAGACUAGCAAGAAUAUCAAACGACUGGAAGGAAUAGCACGCUCGCCAGUAUUCACUCAUUUAAACGCUACAUUGAACGGUUUGAUGACCAUUAGAGCGUACUGUGCUCAAGACAUACUCAAACAGGAAUUCGGUAAACUGCAAGAUGUACACACAUCUACCACUUUCAUGUAUACCGUGACCAGCACUGCAUUUGGAUUCUCUUUGGAUAUGUUCUGUUUCAUCUUGACUUCUCUUGUCACCUUCAGCUUCUUGAUGCUCAAUCAAUCAUUUUCUGGCGGCGAAGUGGGUUUAGCCAUCACUCAGAUAAUGGCAAUGACCGGAAUGAUUCAGUGGGGGAUGCGGCAGAGCGCAGAGGUUGUUAAUCAGCUGAUGGCAGUGGAACGUGUAUUCGAAUACAUUCAGCUUCCAACAGAACCGAACAUAAGAGACCGAGGAGUGUAUGUGAAGAAAAAGAAUAAAAACUUGGCUCUGCCGUCUAAUGCUCCAAAAAAUUGGCCUGAAGAAGGUUGUAUCAAGUUCAAGAACGUCUACAUGCGCUACGCAGACGAGGAUCCGCCUGUCCUCCAUGGUCUGAAUUUAGUGAUCAACCCCGGGGAAAAAGUUGGUGUCGUGGGAAGAACAGGCGCCGGGAAGUCGUCGCUGAUAGCAGCACUGUUCCGAUUGGCAAAAGUGGAGGGAAUCAUCGAGAUUGAUGGCGCGGAUACGGGUACUAUCGCCUUGGAGGAUUUACGACGUAAAAUAUCCAUCAUCCCUCAGGAUCCCGUUUUGUUCUCAGGUACACUGAGACGUAAUCUAGAUCCUUUCAACGAAUUUUCCGACAAGGAUUUGUGGGAGGCACUUGAAGAGGUUGAGCUGAAGGACGCGGUUGCUAUCAGUGGAGAUGGUUUGGAAAGCCGCGUAUUUAACAGAGGCAGCAACUUUAGCGUUGGACAAAGACAGUUGGUAUGUUUAGCGAGAGCUAUUCUGAGAAACAAUCGUAUAUUGAUGCUAGACGAAGCAACUGCGAACGUAGAUCCGCAUACCGAUGCGUUGAUUCAACGGACCAUCAGAAAGAAAUUUGCAACCUGCACGAUGCUUACUGUGGCGCAUCGAUUGAACACUAUAAUGGACAGCGAUAAAGUUCUGGUUAUGGACAAGGGCUACUUGAUUGAAUACGACCAUCCUCACAUAUUACUGAAAAACAGCUAUAGUCAGUUUACUUCGUUAGUAAAGGAGACUGGCCCAGGCAUGUAUGAUCAAUUGGCCAAAGUAGCGAAGCAGUCUUACGUACAGAAGUAUAGAGAAACGUGACAAAACUUUGGCGAAUUUUUACGUACCAAUCUAUUAUUAUUUAAAUUUCUUAUAAGUAAAAGCGAAUCGUUUAAUGUGCCCAGUAUACUUAUAAUGUAGAAAGAUGUAUGCAGUAUGUAGAGUGUACAAAAUGGCAAGUACAUAAAUGUUACUGUAUGUUUGUAUACGAAGGGAGCAAAUUUGUGUAAAUCUUUCUUCAAGACGUUACAGACACGACACUUCCAUUAACUCAGAUCAGAUAAUCAGAUAAUAUUUUUGAAAUGUUUUAUAAAUAUCUAAAAUAUGUCAGAAAACAUUAUUUAUUGAUAUAGAAGUAUUGUAACGCCGUGAUGCUGAGCGUAACAUACGUCUAAACAAUCAUAUUUUUAUAUUGCUUUUAAUGAGAUCGUCACUGUGAGAUUAUUUUUUGAUAUCUCCGUAAUAUGUAGUACAAGUUUCUAUCACGAUUUAAUUGGUAGAAAUGAAUGUACAGCUGUGGCUUACAAGCCUUUCGACCUUAUGUUUAUACUAUUAUAAAAUAGGUUUCAUGAUGUAUAGUAACUUGAAGGUGAAAAUAUGGGCAUACAUGCGCAUUUAAGAAAUAUUGCAUGUAAACAAUUACCCAAAGUACAAUAAAAUAAAAAAAGGAUUAAAUUGUAA
Molecule: messenger RNA, 5293 nt
Organism: Solenopsis invicta (red fire ant)
Lineage: Eukaryota; Metazoa; Arthropoda; Insecta; Hymenoptera; Formicidae
Product: probable multidrug resistance-associated protein lethal(2)03659
Exons: 17
Coding region: 542-4654 (1370 amino acids)
Biological process (GO): transmembrane transport
Cellular component (GO): membrane
Molecular function (GO): ATP binding; ATP hydrolysis activity; ABC-type transporter activity
Source: RefSeq, a predicted model, not a curated record